Molecule: messenger RNA, 389 nt
Organism: Gongylonema pulchrum
Lineage: Eukaryota; Metazoa; Nematoda; Chromadorea; Rhabditida; Gongylonematidae
Source: the annotation of a GenBank genome assembly
AUGAUUGCGGCGGAACUGAAGAAUGAGCUAAUAAAUGAGAUGGCAAUAGCGAAAGUCCGCGGCUUCUGUUCGUCACUUAUCUACGAAGCUAAUCAACUGGAAGGUGCAUUAUCAACGCUGAUUCAAAGUUGUGGAAUCGGGCCGUUGCGACCCAAUACAUUGCUGGUACCGUAUCCAGAAGGAGCUCAUACCGAAAGCACAUAUUGGUAUUUCUUACGUAAGUGGCAUCUCUGUUUUUUUCUAAAAAACUUGCUUGAUGAUAGAUACUUGAAACGACUGUUGGUUCAACACCGGUAUGUGUGCAUUCACUCAAUAUGUGUUAAUAGACAAUUAUGUCAUUUUCUUUCAUUAUUUCUUGGUUGUUUUGACCAGUGCUACGUCGCCUAGUG